Molecule: messenger RNA, 2157 nt
Organism: Pipra filicauda (Wire-tailed manakin)
Lineage: Eukaryota; Metazoa; Chordata; Aves; Passeriformes; Pipridae
Product: glutamine-rich protein 2-like
Exons: 16
Coding region: 211-2067 (618 amino acids)
Source: RefSeq, a predicted model, not a curated record
CACGUGCAGCGCAGGCCCCAGUCCUUCGAGGGCCGAGGAAGGAGGAAGGAGCCUUCUGGCGACUGACCCGCUUCCUCAUCGCUUUUGCUAAUACGAUUGAUUAACUGUUUUGCUCAACCAUUUUAUCCACCCUAUUGGUCAUCCCUUUUACCAUCCCUUUUGCUCAUCCCUGGCAGAUCCUGUCUGGGCAGGAAGGCUGUCUUUGCAGACAUGGCGACUCCCUUGGACACUCUCAGCCUCUCCCAGCUGCUGGAUCUCGCCAUCGGGAUGCCCCACAAUGGAGCCAUCCACUUUGCAGCCAUGAGGAAACUGCUGCGGGCUGUACUGGGGCACCUGGACGUGCAGUACCUGACGGCCCAGGAGCCGUGGACAGGCGAGCUGAGUGGCCCCUCACUGGCUGAGUUGGCCGCUGAUGUAAAACAAAUGAAACAGGACAUGGAAUCCUAUAAGAAACUCAUGUCUGAGGAGAUUAGUGGGAUAAAGGCUGAACAUUCCCAAGUGUCAAAGGACAUCAGAAAGAUCCUGGAGGUGCAGUCCCACAUGGCAGAGGACAUAAAGAGGCUCCAGGAAGAGUAUUAUCAGGCCAUGUCUGACUACCAGAAUCUUCGCGAGGAGAUCGGCAUUAUUAAGACAACACAGUCUAACAUGGCAGAGAAGAUGAGAGAGACAUUUGCAUCGAUGAAGAAGAUGGAGGACGACAUUGGAAAACUGAGGGAGGAUGCAGUGAAGUGGAAAGAAGAGAUCAGUGAGCAGAUCACUCAACAACUGGAGUCUGUGCUACAGGAGACAAAGAUUGAACUCAAGAAGAUGGAGGAGCAGCAGGAGAUGAGGAAUGUCAUGCUGGAAGAGAUGGUGAACGAGGCAACCAACCAGAUGAAUGAGGCAACCAACCAGAUGAAAGCUCAGCUGGGCGAGCUGGGGGAGAUAACAGGGGCUAUGCAGAAGGACACAGAGAUGGAGGAGCCAGAGUGUUCCAACUGCACCUUCAACAUCAGAGUGUUUUUGAGGGAGCUUGUCAAGUGCUGUGAGAAACUCAAAGAGGAGGUGGACUCCCUGCAGUCCCGGCAGACAGCUGUGGGCAAGGUGGAGAACAUCAUAAAGCAAAGGAGCCAGGACCAGCAGCUCCUGCAGCACAUGGAGAACAAGGUCAGGAAGAUUCAAGGGGACUGUGAGGAGCUCAGCUUGGUCUCAGGGAACCUCCAGAAGGACUGUGAGGAAAAGCAGAAAGCUAUUGAGAUGCUGUUCCAGUCCUUGGAGAAACUGCAGAAGGAGAAAGCAGAUGAGCAGAAAAUGUUGCAGAACAUGUUGACGACAAUGGAUGUGAAAGCAGACAAAAAUGCCUUGGGUAGCAAAGUCAAUUGCACCCAGUUUGAGGCGAGCAUGGAGCGACUGAAUCAGAGGCUGCGGAAGAUGCAAAGUCAGGUGUUGGGACAGAAUGAGCACUGGAACGAGCUGCAGGAGAAGCUCAGCCACAGGAUAGAAAACAAGCUGGAUCGUGGGGAGCUGAAGGCUUUCCAUGAGAAGAUGGAGGAGACCUGGAAGAAGAGCAUCAAGGAGCUCGAGAAGAAGAUGAUGGCUGACAGCGCUGCUGGGCUGAGGAAGCAGCUGCCAGCCCCUUUCACGUGCCUGUCCUGUGACCGCCCGGUCAAAACGCAGGUUCCUGGCCCGUGUCCUGAGACACUCCCAUAUUUUCAGCCGAUGCCCCCCAGCAAGGACGCACAGCCCACCCAAAGGAGAACGGCGGCCAGUGGCAGGAUCGCCCGCGCGCUACAGAGCACUGGGGACCAUCAGAGGAUCAGCCACCUGGUGCAGCGUAUCCAGGCUUCCCCCUGGAACAACACGCGACCACAGGGCCUCAUGGCACCCCCCAACAAGCCUAGUGUGACCAAGCUGCUGGGCAGCAGUAGCCACAUCUCUAAGGGCCAGAAGGACCAGCCUCCUGUUGUGAACAGGGCACAGGGUGAGAUGGGCCCUUCCACCUCACAGGAGCAACGGCCAGCCAAGACCUGCAAGCCCAAGCACGUCUCCUGGGCACCGGAGCUUGUCCAAACACCCCUGCCCUGCUAAACAUCACCUGCCCCCAAGCAGCCAGACAGGACUGGACGCUCAGUACUCAACAGGGGACGUCUCUUCAGCAGACACAGAAGUCUGUUAAAA